AUGCUGGCGCUGAGCGCCGCCCGCCGCCUGCUUCGCCGGCCUGGGGACCUGCUGCCGCCGCCGGGGCUCGCCUGCAUGUGGGCGGCCGGUGCCCGCGGCUGCAGCGGGGCCGGCACCGGCUCGCCGAACCCGGUGGUGUACUUGGACGUGGGCGCCGACAACCAGCCGCUGGGACGCGUCGUGCUGGAGCUGAAAGCUGACGUGGUCCCAAAGACAGCAGAAAACUUUAGAGCUCUUUGUACUGGUGAAAAAGGAUUUGGGUAUAAAGGAUCCACUUUUCACAGAGUGAUUCCUUCAUUUAUGUGCCAGGGUGGUGACUUUACAAACCAUAAUGGAACCGGUGGAAAAUCCAUUUACGGCAGUAGAUUUCCAGAUGAAAAUUUCAUCCUUAAGCAUGUAGGACCUGGUGUUCUUUCAAUGGCCAAUGCAGGACCCAACACAAACGGAUCCCAGUUCUUCAUUUGCACUGCAAAAACUGACUGGCUAGAUGGAAAGCAUGUUGUUUUCGGGCAUGUAAAGGAAGGAAUGGAUGUAGUGAAAAAAAUCGAGAGCUUUGGUUCCAAGAGUGGAAAGCCCUCCAAAAAGAUUGUCAUUACUGACUGUGGCCAGCUGUCCUAA
Molecule: messenger RNA, 618 nt
Organism: Cinclus cinclus
Lineage: Eukaryota; Metazoa; Chordata; Aves; Passeriformes; Cinclidae
Gene: PPIF
Product: peptidylprolyl isomerase F
Exons: 6
Coding region: 1-618 (205 amino acids)
Biological process (GO): regulation of mitochondrial membrane permeability involved in programmed necrotic cell death; protein peptidyl-prolyl isomerization; protein folding
Cellular component (GO): mitochondrion
Molecular function (GO): peptidyl-prolyl cis-trans isomerase activity
Source: RefSeq, a predicted model, not a curated record